UGUGAUACAUGGUAUAUCAUGAAAUAAACUUUUACAGUGUAAUUUGGGUUGGACUUUAUUAAAAAAAUGAUAUGUUUAAAAUUUCAAGGAAUUUGCUUAAGUGGUUUAGUAAAGAGAGCAUUUUAAAGUAUGCUGACUUUUUUCUGCAAUGCCUAUUAUUUCUAUAGCAUACAUAGUAGCUUUGGGUUUAAUUUUUUACAAAGACCAGAUACAUGCUAACAAGAUAUGUGUGUAAUAUAUUCAUUUAAAUGAUAAACUAUCGAUUUCAUAUUAAAAUUCCGUGGGCUCUAUUACUAAAAGAUUUUUACAACUGUCUAAACAAUAGGAGUUUAAUCCUUAAGACUAUCUCCCUUUGUGGAACUCUUCUGAAUUAGAAACAAGAUUCCGUCCAUUAAAAAUGGCAGACGACUGUCAUCCAAAUUAUGCAUUUAAAAACAAAUGCAGUUUUUCUGCAUUUUCGAACAUCACAUGCGGAUUAUCAGCGUUUUUCCCAUCUGAAAGGGAAUUUGUUCAAAUUUCUGACUGUGCAAAAGAUGUAAGCGGGCAUCUUAGGUCUUUAAAACUUGGACAGGACAGCAUUCCAUCUGAGGGACAUUUACUUCUGCUCAGAAUUGGAUUAUUUUCGCCUGUUCUGAAUAAUUUUAAUAUAUGCCCUAAUCAUCGUGCAAAACUCGGUGUAAAAUGGAAAAGACACAGUGUGAAGUGUUCAUAUCCAGACCAUUCUCACAAUGGAAAGAUGGAACGGCCAGUGACACCACAAAUGUCUAGAUUCAUCCUUGAGCACAAAGGAGAGUUGGUGCCUGUUGGAUCAGGUUAGUUUCAGGAUAACUCACUCUCAAUUUUUAAAAAAAAAGUGAUGGUCUUUUAAUAUUACCAGGAUCAAAUCCCCCAGGGGGGUCUAUUUUUUUAAACUCUCAACACUGUUCAAGAUAAAAUAUUAAUUUUAAAAAUUGUUUUCACUAAAUUAAAUGAAGGGCUUUCAAGAUUAAUUUGUGCAGAUUGUGUUAAGAUUAAUUACAGAUGUAUAGUGUUAUGUAAAUAUUGUUGUUAUUUCAGAAAAUGCUGUAAUAUGCUCUCAAUAUAUUUACUUAUAUCUUUUUAAAUUUUUUUUAACCUUUAAUUUAAUAAGCAAAUCUUGCCAUUAAAUUAACUUCAAAGUCUUCUUUUACUGUCCAGGCAUUUGUCGGAGAUGUAGAUUUGAAUUGUACAAGGAGAUGGAAAAUUCGAACAAGAUUGAGAAUGAAUUACCACCAAAGUGUACACAUCCAGAUGUAUUGACACCAAUAAAGAUUGAGGACACUAAGGAAGUUAAUGUAGAUAUGGAAGAAAAAGAUGAAAUUUGGAAAACUGAUGAUCACCUGGAGAUAUUUUCUGAUGAAGAUUCAGUGGGUCUUCUUGGUUCUCAACCAUCAUCACAAUCCUCAUCUUGGAGUGAAGAAAAUAACAACACUCUAGAUAUUUUCAAUAAGGCUGUAACUUUGCUUGGACAUGGGAAGAUGAGCCCACUUAAAUUCAAAGUACAUCAGAGGCUGGACAGCCUUAAGCCCUCCACUACAAGAUUGCUUAAGAGAAAAGCCACAGAAGCAGUCAAUUUAGUUCUUGAGAGUAUAGCUCCAGGACAGGGAAAUGAAUUGUUAAAGCUCAUUCACGAGCCAGAGCAGCAGCAAGAAACAAGCUCUAGCAAACUUGAUCAACUUGUUGUUAAACUGUACUGUGAAAGCACAGACAAGGCUGUUAAGAAACGACUGUUGUCCAUGAUUGCUUGCUCUCAUACAAAAAAACAGCUUCAGCAGAUCAUUCCCUCAGUCACCAUGCAUGCUAUAAAUGAGGCAAGGAAACAUGCUGUUGAACAUUCUGAAGGUGCUGAGGUUCCUAAACAGAAACCAGUAUUUCAUAAGAAAAUUGAUCUCAUGAAAUUGGACCAUGCACUGGAUUUUAUCUUCAAUCCAGCAUUUCAUCAGGUUUCCUCUGUUGGUACUAAAGAGAUGAGACUAGAGGAUGGCAGCAUUGUGUCCAUUCCAGAGGUGGUCAGAACAGUCUGGCACUCAACUUUGAUCAAACUCUAUCUGGCAUAUUGUGAGGAGACAGAGUUUAUUCCUCUGUCUAGGUCUACAUUGUUCCAUAUUCUUCAAGUUUGUCCUGCUUCAAGGCGCACAAAUCUGAAGGGUCUGGACAAUAUAACAGCAGAUGGAGAGAGCUCAUAUGAUGUGCUUCUAUCAGUAGUUGCAGAUGUGGAAAAGUACAUAACAGAUGGAUUAUUGCUAAUGGAACUGAAGGAAUGCAAAGAAUCCUUGGCAUCCAGUAGAAUUUAUAUGAAAACAGAUUUUAAAAUGCAUUUGAAACAGACUGACCACUGCAGUGAUCAUUGCAUUAACCAUGCUCUAAGUGAUCCGCUUGACAUUCAGUUCCAGCAAGCAUGUACUGACCACCAACAUAAUGUUGGUUGCGACCGCUGCCAAUUACUUCCAAAAGCAGUUUUAAAUUUGAAGGAAAUCCUGAGCAAUCUCGCAGAUCUUUCCCCCAACACCAGAGAAGAAUUGUUUAUGGAUAUUGAUGCAGCGGUAACAAAGAUUCUUCAAUGGAAAAGCCACAUAAUUAGAACUAUCAAUCAGGAUACUGCUAGGACACACACACUGAAAGAUCUCCAGCCUGGUGAUAUUCUUAUUAUUAUGGACUGGGCCAUGAAAUUCUUACCAAUUACAUUUAGAGAAAAACAGAGCGACUGGUAUGGCCAGAAGGGCUUAAAUUGGCACGUGUCUGUGUGCAUUUACAAGAAUGAAAACUCAAAUUUAAAGGUGAGAUUAGUGAGAACAAUUUAA
This is a messenger RNA of Magallana angulata, 2819 nucleotides long. RefSeq lists its product as uncharacterized. NCBI's taxonomy places the organism in Eukaryota, Metazoa, Mollusca, Bivalvia, Ostreida, Ostreidae. The coding region runs from base 1215 to 2819 and encodes 534 amino acids. The transcript has 10 exons. The record is from RefSeq and is a predicted model, not a curated record.